Oryza sativa Japonica Group (Japanese rice) is the source of this 1519-nucleotide messenger RNA. RefSeq names its product chitinase CLP-like. Gene Ontology annotation, biological process: proteolysis. The record is from RefSeq and is a predicted model, not a curated record. Gene Ontology annotation, molecular function: aspartic-type endopeptidase activity. Lineage: Eukaryota; Viridiplantae; Streptophyta; Magnoliopsida; Poales; Poaceae.
AAUGGCCGCGUCGCACCAAGACACACACAAGCUUAGCUACGUACAACAUUCAUCAUCCAUCACCCAUAUCGUUCAAGAUGCCGCCACGAAACGGCAACCUCGUCCUCGCCGCCGCCGCCGCCGCGCUGCUCGUGCUGCUGGCGUCGCCGCCGUCGUGCUCCGCCGCGGCGCCUCGUCGUCGGGACCCCGUGGUGGUUCCCGUCACCAGGGACCCGGCCACCUCGCUCUACACCAUCCCCGUCAGGUACUACGACAACCUCGUCGUCGACCUCGCCGGCCCGCUCGUCUGGUCGACGUGCGCCGCCGACCACCUGCCGGCGUCGCUGUCCUGCCAGGACCCGACGUGCGUGGUCGCCAACGCGUACCGUGCUCCGACCUGCAAGGUCACCGGCGGCGGCGGCGACUGCAGCAAGAACGUGUGCACGGCGUACCCGUACAACCCGGUGACCGGGCAGUGCGCCGCCGGGAACCUUGCCCACACGAGGUUCAUCGCCAACACCACCGACGGCAAGAACCCUCUGAUCCAGGUCUCCGUCAAGGCCGUGGCGGCGUGCGCGCCCAAGAGGCUCCUGGCGCGGCUGCCGCGCGGCGCCACGGGCGUCGCCGGCCUCGCCGCCUCCGGCCUCGCGCUCCCGGCGCAGGUCGCGUCGUCGCAGGGCGUCGCCGGCAGGUUCCUCCUCUGCCUCCCGAGGCUCGGGUACGGCCAGGGCGUGGCCAUCUUCGGCGGCGGCCCGAUAUACCUCGGCGAAGGGCUGCCGGACUUCACGACGACGCUGGACUACACCCCGCUCGUCGCCAAGAGAGACAACCCCGGCUACUACGUCACCGCCAACGCCAUCGCCCUCGAUGACGCGCGGCUACCCCUCCCGAGCGGCGCGCUCGCCGCCGGCGGCGUGGCGCUGCGCACCGCCGUGCCGUUCGGCCAACUCCGGCCGGACGUGUUCCGCCCGUUCGUCCGGGAGUUCGAGAAGGGCCUGAACCGGAGCGACGCGAAGGUCGCCGCCGUGGCGCCGUUCCCGCUCUGCUACAGGGCGUCGAUGCUGGGGAACACGCGGAUCGGCUACUUUGUGCCGGCGGUGAGGCUGAUGCUCGCCGGCGGGAAGAACUACACGAUGACGGGGACCAACUCGAUGGUGGACGUGAAGGGGGGCAAGGCGUGCCUGGCCUUCGUGGAGAUGAAGUCCGGCGACGCCGCCAGUUCGCCGGCGGUGAUCCUCGGAGGGUUCCAGAUGGAGAACAUGUUGCUGCAGUUCGACUCGGAGAAGAAGCGGCUCGGGUUCGCGAGGCUGCCGUUCUACACGUCGUGCAGUAACUUCAAUUUCACCAAGACUCAGUAGAUAAUUUACUUACUUACCACUGUUUCGCGGCCAUGUAACUGUAACUGUAAUGUCGGUGUCCGGCAUGCCAUAUGCCCGUAUCUGUCACCCAUUUAAGAACUUUGCUUUUAAUAUAUAGUCCAUCUACCAUCUACAUGCAGUAUUUGAAAAAUGUUCCACGUGAUGCGAAUAUUUGAUGUUGA